This is a messenger RNA of Cyclopterus lumpus (lumpfish), 972 nucleotides long. RefSeq names its product dynein regulatory complex protein 10-like. The record is from RefSeq and is a predicted model, not a curated record. Lineage: Eukaryota; Metazoa; Chordata; Actinopteri; Perciformes; Cyclopteridae. The transcript has 7 exons. The coding region runs from base 1 to 972 and encodes 323 amino acids.
AUGAAGUGUGUGGGGAAGAAACCCCAGCCUCAACGGCCACAGCAGGCCAGCAGCCAACCCAACCAAACCUCUUCCGUUUUGGAGCCAGGCCUGUGGCGUCUGCUGGCCGUCCAGGACAUGCUGCACCUGCCCAAGUUGGGCGAAGUUUUUCCAGGUCUGGGGUUCUGGAGGCAGAAUGCCUGGCAUAUUAUUGCCCUGCGAGACGAUGCAGAGAAAGAGGCGGAGGACAGGGCUCUGAAGAGUGACAUGGCUCAGCUUGAGAAGGACAUCAAGAACUCUGUCAGGGAUCUGCUCAGAGCGGCCCGAGGCCAUGCAGAUGUCAUGUGUGGUUUGAGGGCAGAGCUAGGUAUGCAAGUAGGGGAAAGUGAUAGCAUGCUAAUUAUAGGACUUGAGAAGUUUCAUAGCCAGGUAGUAGAACAGUUGCUGACCAGUCCGGAUGAUGAGCUCCUGCAUAUUCUCUACAAGCAGGUGUAUUCAAUAUUCUCCCACAAUCUGGAGAAAAUAGCAACAGAGGGAGUCGUAGUAGCCACAGACAUGAUGGAAAUAGAUGCAGAGAUUUCUCAGGGUAAUGACACAAUAAAUCAAUUGCAGCGUUCUCUGACAGGGAACAGACAAGAACCGGAUGCGCCACUUCUUGCCGAGAAGCUGAGCCAGUCACAUGUCAAGUCGUCAAAGAUAAGGCAUACCAGUAUACAACAAGAGAUCGCUCAACUGAACAGUCAGCUUAACAGUUUGAUCCUUAAAAACAGGGAGGUGGAGAGAGAAAUCCAAGAAAAAAAUGAAAAAGUGGAGACAGAAAUUGAAUACUUGCUCCAAACCUUUGAUAAUGAAAUGGAAGAAACGCAGUCCAACCUGGAGUUGAAAGGAAUGGAUUAUGAAAGGGAGGAGGAGCUGAGGAAGCUGGAGAAACCCUUUUCUGUCCUCGAGGUGGAGUGCAACCAGAUCCAGGAGAAGCGUUGCAAACUCUUUUGA